AUGGCUUCGCCAUCCAUCGCCGCUGGCCUUGGGGCAUCUGGGAACCCGAGACCUGAUUUGGGCGAUAUUUUGCUGGUUAUCCAUGAUUUCCACGCGAGGAGUGCCGACGAGCUGAGCCUCGCAAAGGGCGACAGGGUCCAGCUCAUCGAACGAGAUGAUGAAUUCGGCGAUGGGUGGUUUCUCGGCCGUCAUAUGGUCAACAACACGACUGGCCUUUUCCCAGAAGUCUAUACCCGACCGGCCCCUAAGCCUACCAGUCCUUUACCGUCGAGUACCUUCAGUACCCAAGUCCUCGCGCCUGUCGCCGAAUCCGAACCCGAAGCUUCCACUACCCGCGGCGCCGCAACCACCCAAAACCUGACAUCCAUCACGCCCCCUCCGACUAGCUCUUCAGCUGCGCCCGUUCCCGCGUCUGCCACGCCCAUCUCCUCCCCGUCCAUCGUACCAGAUUCACCACCCGCGACCCUUCCUCUUGCCUCCGUUGCCCCCAAAUUAGACGCCGCUUCUCAAUCCGACAUAAAGCCCGUCCCCUCGUCCAUUGAGCAGGCACUGGCACGGCUCAACAGCAACCAGGAUAGCCAGGUCCUUCACGAGACUCUCAACGUCAUCGACGAGCACAUCACCGACCUUCGAUCCCCGCCAGCAAUGGCGGAGACGGAUGAGGAGGAGGAUUCGACCCACACACGCGCCGAGGUUGAGAAAUGGAACCCCGAUGAAGUAGCCGAGUACCUCUUCACCGCAGGCGUGGAAAAGCACCACUGCGAGGUGUUCAGGGAUCAGGAAAUUAGCGGCGAGGUCCUGCUCGGCAUGGACCAGAGCUCGCUCUUCAUCAAGGCCCUCGACCUUGGCUCGGUCGGUCGGCGACUCAAGACGUGGCAAAAGAUCAAGACUUUGCAAGACGAGGUCACUAGUGGGACCUACACCCGUCGAACGACACUAACCUACGGCAGCGAGGUGGGGUCCGACGGCACCGGCCGCAUGCGAAGCAGGACAAACACCCUAACCAACUCGACGAAAAUGCCCACUAUCGAAGACCGACCGGGCUCUUCCCAAGCCGGCCGCCGAUCCACCGCCGUCUCCCGGCUUGAUCCCUCGAGCCUCGGCUCCCCGACCUCGCCCACGACCAUCAUGGAGAGCCCAACGCGCACGACUCAUGGCAGGCGGCCGUCCGCCGCAUCGGUUCGAGACUUGCACCAUUCGCGUCGCCAUUCCUCCACCGAUUACCGCGGCGCCCCCACCCUCGCCUCCCCGACCAUGGCCGCUUCCGGUCCCUUCCUCCGGCAGCGAGAUCUUUUGAAUCCCGGUGGCAGCGAGCUCCAGGACUCCGCCGUCGACCUCGAUCGCGGUUAUUUUUCCGGCACCGAGGUGGAUGGGCGGAAAAAGAAUGUGCUGAAGAAGCGGGAUAGCGGAGCCAAGACGAGCUAUACCGAAGAGCAGCGCGUACGCAGCGCCACCGCCAUCUCGAGGCAUUCCCGCUACGGCAGCAUCGAUUCGGUCCGCGAGGGCGGGCUCACGACCGCGGCGCAGAAGUACUACAGUUUGGCGACGGGCAGCCAUAGGAGGACCGCCUCCACCAACACCACCGAAUCUGUGCGACCCGUGCCCCCGGCCAAAGACGGCCCUCCCCGCCCCAAGGAAGCGAUGAAGGAUGCCGACUACAGUGGCUGGAUGAAGAAGAAGAGCUCCAAUCUCAUGACAAUGUGGAAGCCGCGCUUAUUCGUCCUCAAGGGCCGACGUCUCGCCUACUACUACAGCGAGGAUGACACGCAGGAGAAGGGACUCAUUGAUAUCUCUUUUCAUCGCGUUCUGCCUGCGGACAACGAAAGGCUCACCGGCCUCCAUGCCACAAUUACCGGGGCAGGCAGCAGCACACCUACCCUUCCUAGCCAGUCAGGCUCCGGUCCGGAGGGUGCCGCCAUGCAAAAGGGUGACGACACCAUGUUCAUCUUCAAGCUCGUCCCGCCCCGGAGCGGGCUCUCGCGCGCCGUCAACUUCACGAAACCGACAGUCCACUAUUUCGCCGUACCAAACCUCACGCAAGGCCGGCUGUGGAUGGCCGCCCUUAUGAAGGCGACCAUCGACCGAGACGACACGCAACCCAUCACGACGACGUACCAGCAAAAGACCAUCUCCCUCGCGAAAGCACGCGCGAUGAGGCAUAGGCCUCCCGCGCUCAUGAACCUGGACGAAGGUGACGAGGAAGAGAAACGAAGGAGCGCGGAUCGGAAAGAAGGACUCGGCCUCGCUUUCCACGAAGCGGAUAGUGGCAUUUCUGGCCUCGAGAAGCUAGGUUUGGCCAAGGUAGAGAGCGCCAAGGCCUCGCAGCACGAGUUCAACGGCAGCGACAAGGGCAUGCUGCCUCCUCAGAGUGCAUAA
Parascedosporium putredinis is the source of this 2376-nucleotide messenger RNA. Lineage: Eukaryota; Fungi; Ascomycota; Sordariomycetes; Microascales; Microascaceae. The record is from the annotation of a GenBank genome assembly.